CCGCCGUUCCGAAAGUUGCCUUUUAUGGCUCGAGCGGCCGCGGUGGCGCCCUAUAAAACCCGGCGGCGCGACGCGCAGCCACUGCCGAGACCGCGUCCAUCCUGCGAGUACAGUCUCCUCGCCGCUCCACCGCCGCCAGUCCACACCCGCCACCCAGCUCGCCAUGGAUGACGAUAUCGCUGCGCUCGUCGUUGACAACGGCUCCGGCAUGUGCAAGGCCGGCUUCGCGGGCGACGAUGCUCCCCGGGCCGUCUUCCCCUCCAUCGUGGGGCGCCCGCGGCACCAGGGUGUGAUGGUGGGCAUGGGUCAGAAGGAUUCCUAUGUGGGUGACGAGGCCCAGAGCAAGAGAGGCAUUCUGACCCUGAAGUACCCCAUUGAGCAUGGCAUCGUCACCAACUGGGACGACAUGGAGAAGAUUUGGCACCACACCUUCUACAACGAGCUGCGUGUGGCUCCUGAGGAGCACCCUGUGCUGCUGACCGAGGCUCCCCUGAACCCCAAGGCCAACCGUGAGAAGAUGACCCAGAUCAUGUUUGAGACCUUCAACACCCCAGCCAUGUAUGUGGCCAUCCAGGCUGUGCUGUCCCUGUAUGCCUCUGGCCGUACCACUGGCAUUGUGAUGGACUCCGGUGAUGGGGUCACCCACACAGUGCCCAUCUACGAGGGGUAUGCCCUUCCCCACGCCAUCCUGCGUCUGGACCUGGCUGGCCGGGACCUGACAGACUACCUCAUGAAGAUCCUGACUGAGCGUGGCUACAGCUUCACCACCACAGCCGAGCGGGAAAUCGUGCGUGACAUCAAGGAGAAGCUGUGCUACGUUGCCCUGGACUUCGAGCAGGAGAUGGCCACUGCAGCCUCUAGCUCCUCCCUGGAGAAGAGCUACGAGCUGCCUGAUGGUCAGGUGAUCACCAUUGGCAAUGAGCGAUUCCGCUGCCCUGAGGCACUCUUCCAGCCUUCUUUCCUGGGCAUGGAAUCCUGUGGCAUCCAUGAAACUACUUUCAAUUCCAUCAUGAAGUGUGACGUUGACAUUCGCAAGGACCUCUAUGCCAACACAGUGCUGUCUGGUGGCACCACCAUGUACCCAGGCAUUGCUGACAGGAUGCAGAAGGAGAUCACAGCCCUGGCACCCAGCACAAUGAAGAUCAAGAUCAUCGCUCCCCCUGAGCGCAAGUACUCUGUGUGGAUUGGCGGCUCCAUCCUGGCCUCUCUGUCCACCUUCCAGCAGAUGUGGAUCAGCAAGCAGGAGUACGACGAAUCUGGCCCCUCCAUUGUCCACCGUAAAUGCUUCUAGGCGGACUGUUACUUAGCUGCGUUACACCCUUUCUUGACAAAACCUAACUUUGCGCAGAAAACGAGAUGAGAUUGGCAUGGCUUUAUUUGUUUUUUUUUUCCUUUUUGUUUUUGUUUUUUGUUUUGGCGCUUUUGACUCAGGAUUUAAAAACUGGAACGGUGAAGGUGACAGCAGUCGGUUGGAGCGAGCAUCCCCAAAGUUCUACAAUAUGGCCGAGGACUUUGAUUGUACAUUGUUCUUUUUUUUAAUAGUCAUUCCAAAUAUAGUGAGAUGCAUUGUUACAGGAAGUCCCUCGCCCUCCCAAAAGCCGCCCCACUCCUCCUGGAGGAUGGCCCAGUCCUCACCCGAGUCCAUACAGGGGAGGUGACAGCAUUGCUUUUGUGUAAAUUAUGUAAUGCAAAUUUUUUUAAUCUUCGCCUUAAUACUUUUUUAUUUUGUUUUAUUUUGAAUGGUCAGCCAUCGUGGCCCCCCUUUUUGUCCCCCAACUUGAGAUGUAUGAAGGCUUUUGGUCUCCCUGGGAGUGGGCUAAGGUGUGGAGGCAGCCAGGGCUUACCUGUACACUGACUUGAGACCAGUUCAAUAAAAGUGCACACCUUAAAGAUGAA
Molecule: messenger RNA, 1896 nt
Organism: Ictidomys tridecemlineatus (thirteen-lined ground squirrel)
Lineage: Eukaryota; Metazoa; Chordata; Mammalia; Rodentia; Sciuridae
Gene: Actb
Product: actin beta
Source: RefSeq, a predicted model, not a curated record